Molecule: messenger RNA, 822 nt
Organism: Fonsecaea erecta
Lineage: Eukaryota; Fungi; Ascomycota; Eurotiomycetes; Chaetothyriales; Herpotrichiellaceae
Product: F-actin-capping protein subunit beta
Exons: 2
Coding region: 1-822 (273 amino acids)
Biological process (GO): barbed-end actin filament capping; actin cytoskeleton organization; cell morphogenesis
Cellular component (GO): cytoplasm; actin cortical patch; F-actin capping protein complex
Molecular function (GO): actin filament binding
Source: RefSeq, a predicted model, not a curated record
AUGGCGAGCGAAGCCCAAUUCGAUGCCGCCCUAGACCUCCUCCGCCGCCUCUCCCCGCUCAAAGUGUCGGACAACUUGACGUCCAUCACCGCGCUCGUGCCCGACCUGACCGAAGACCUCCUCUCCUCCGUGGACCAGCCGCUGACGUCGGCACGCUGCAAAAAGACCGGCCGGGACUACCUGCUGUGCGACUACAACCGGGAUGGCGACUCGUACCGGAGUCCGUGGAGCAACGAGUUCGAACCGCCGCUAGACGACGCCACGUACCCGAGCGACCGGGUGCGCAAGAUGGAGGUCGAGGCGAACACGGCCUUCGAUGUGUACCGCCAGAUGUACUACGAGGGGGGCACCGGGUCGGUGUACCUGUGGGACCUGGACGACGGGUUCGCCGGCGUCGUGCUCCUGAAAAAGGCCGUGGGCAAGGAGGCUGGGUGGGAUAGUAUCCACGUGUUCGAGGUCGACGAGAGACGGGGCAGUGGGCGGACGUGUCACUACAAGCUGACCAGCACGGUGAUCUUGCACCUCGGGCGGGACAGUGAGGGACUCGGGUCGCUGAAUCUGUCCGGGAGCAUGACGAGACAAGUCGAGGCCGACCUGGUGGUGGAGAACGUUGGUGGCCAGGGCAAGGACGGAGGUCACGUAUGCAAUGCCGGGAGACUGAUCGAGGACAUGGAGGGCAAGAUGAGGAACAUGCUUCAAGAAGUCUAUUUCGGCAAGGCAAAGGACGUGGUGGGCGACCUGAGAAGCGUGGCUCCGUUGACGGGCGUCAACCGGGAACGACAGGCGCAGAGGGACGUGAUCUCCAGUAUGGGAGGCAAGUGA